AUGAGUAGGACCCUGAGCUGGUCUGAGCAGCUCGACGCGCUUCUCAAUGCUACGGACCGAAAUGUGAGCAGGAUUAAGCAACGGCUGUAUCCACUUGGAGUCUCUACCGGGGCAUCACUAAGGUUGCUGCAGGGCGGCCCAGAGCAAAGGGUCCUUCUCCUGGAGCAACUUCUGGAAGAGAUGAGAAGGGAACUGCAGGGCCUUCGAAGCCAAGUGCAGGAACAGGCCCAAGCCCAAAUACAGACAGGACCGCAGAAGUGCAGUGCCACCAGUGGCCUUCACGAAGAGCUUCAGAAUGAGCGGCAACUGCUGUGCGAGGAGUCACAGAUUCUUCGGGAGGAACUAAAGUUGCUACGGGACCAGCUGAGCCAGCACCAGGAGCUGCUACUGAAACAGAUAACUGAGAGGCGGCAAGCUCAGGCCUGCAGCUGGAAGAUCUCCAGAGGCAUACCCUUUCUAACCCGGAGCCCAGCAGCUUUCAGCUCCAGGCCCAGAGCCUUGAGCAAGAGGACCUAUUCUUUAAGGGCCCCAAGAUACUCCUAA
Molecule: messenger RNA, 543 nt
Organism: Budorcas taxicolor (takin)
Lineage: Eukaryota; Metazoa; Chordata; Mammalia; Artiodactyla; Bovidae
Gene: CCDC163
Product: CCDC163 homolog
Exons: 6
Coding region: 1-543 (180 amino acids)
Source: RefSeq, a predicted model, not a curated record